CUCGGGGCCAAUCUCUAGCGGUUUCUAGACAAAGACUGUGAGGUACUGGACAUAUCUGUCAGCUCAGUGCAGACAAGUCACAGCGAGCCUUGCAGCUUCAUUGCAAUCGGGUCUAGUAUCACCACCAGGUCAGCUUGUGGAAAGGAAGUGAGAGGUGAGGAUAAGGGGCCAUGUUCACCCGCUUGCUCAAGCUGGUAGCAAAUAGUAGCCACAGAGGGGACAAUGAAGGACUGUACCUACUAAUACCUUCAAGAGUGAGGCCUAUUCAACUUGCAUCGCAUACCUUGUGCGGGGCCGACUUCGGAGGGGGGAGGCGGAGGUGGAGGCCAGAGGUAAGUGAAAGAAGGUGGCCGGACCCGCGAGCUUCCUACAAAAUACUAGCCAGUUUGACAGCAAAAGAAGUGGACGCCCUCCAGGCGUCGUGUGACGGCUGUUCUCCGCCAGACGGGUCCGGGUCAUGGUCCAUACUUUUUCUACUUGCUGGCAAAAACACUCCAAACGCAUCAAACAGCUCCUACUUCAUCCAGACUAACACGUCCCCAGGCAUGCAUACACAGGCCAUUCACCCAUGCAGCAUGCAAUUGGAAAAGAACGUGGGUUUUGCUCUGGAAGAAAAUAUUGGGUCAUUAGCAUUCACCCAGACUAUUACUCCUCGUAGUGUAUUUAGUAAUUUGUUUAGUUUGAAAUAUCUCCAGGGUCAUUGAAACCUGAAAGACGGAUUUGCUUGGAAUUUAUAUAGUUA
This is a messenger RNA of Aspergillus heteromorphus CBS 117.55, 742 nucleotides long. RefSeq lists its product as uncharacterized. The record is from RefSeq and is a predicted model, not a curated record. Lineage: Eukaryota; Fungi; Ascomycota; Eurotiomycetes; Eurotiales; Aspergillaceae. Bases 171 to 704 code for a protein of 177 amino acids. The transcript has a single exon.